Molecule: messenger RNA, 2890 nt
Organism: Poeciliopsis prolifica (blackstripe livebearer)
Lineage: Eukaryota; Metazoa; Chordata; Actinopteri; Cyprinodontiformes; Poeciliidae
Exons: 15
Coding region: 820-2814 (664 amino acids)
Molecular function (GO): guanyl-nucleotide exchange factor activity
Source: RefSeq, a predicted model, not a curated record
AGUGAAGGCGACGAAAUCUCGAAGGCUGCCUCUCCGCAGGGGCCCGCGUCCUGCGGGGUUUAGUUCCCUCCCUGGUUUGACGCACCUGGACCCAAUAAUGGCUCGUUAAGAGGCCUGAGAAGAACAUUGACCUGCGGAAAAGGUCGCCGCUGCCACCGGGGAGAGAAGUGAAACAUGCAGGACGCCGGUGAACGUGUGCUUUGCAUCCUUGCUCUGAUGCAGCUACAAGCUCUGCCUCCUGUCAGGAGGGAGACCUGCGGCACCGAGAGCAGCACACGACACAGAGCAGCCGCAGGAAGCGGGCGGAAACGAGACGGCUAAGGACUCCGGGGCUGAACGCACAUUUUUUAUUUCUAACUGGAUGGAAAAGCGGAAGAACGCCGACAAGCCAGGCGAGUGUUUUCCAACUCUUUCUGCAACGCAAGUUAUUUUUAUUUGAAGGUUUAGUCAAGGAUGCCUGGACGGUUACGUGUCGUUUAAGUCGCAACAAGGAUUUUUUCAAAGUUCAGGGUGACGUUACAGCCCGUGAUACAUGAUUACUAACAUAUAGGAUCAACUGAAACGUCGCCUGCUUUCUGCCGGGUUCUGCCCUGACGGCCGUUUCAACCACAAACGUCGUUUGGCUUUUUCUGUGAUCGAAUUCAAUUUGACGGGUCUCUCCGGGUUUUGCCCGCCCGUCUGUUUGCAGAUUUAUAAGCAGGGAUCUUGGCUCCUGGAGCAGCUCCCCCCCUCUGCCCCCCCGCGGGGCUCGGCUCUGUUGGCUCGCUCGCCGCUUCCUUAGCAGAGGGUCUGCUGGCAGGAGCAACAUCUGAACAGGUCAUGAAGCCUCAAGAGGCAGAGCUCGUCUCUGAAAUCUCAAAGUUGCAGUGCAUGGUGACAGAACUGAAGACGGGCUUCACCAGCGCCCUGCUGGAACUCGGCCAGAUCCAGCAUGGAGACUCGCACCUGAGGGAGGAGAUGGAGGAGAACAGGAGGAGCUGUCAGAAAAAAGCUUUCCGCUUGGAGGCGCUGGUCGAGUCGCUGAGGGAGGAACUUGGAGUGCUGAGGAGUCAAAUUGUGCAGCUGUACUCCAACAGGGCCGGGCCUGAGCCGGACGGAAAGAGCCUCACAUCCAAACCAAGAGAAAGCGAUCCGGCAGAGCCAGCCGGUGACCAGGGUGUUUGCGAGUGUUGUGCUCCUCCGCGGGCCGGCCUGUCCAGAGGGAAACUGCUCCUUCACUGCUUCCUGCAGGGCCUGAAGGCCGGGCUGAGCGAAGGAACAGAUGCUCGACACCAGGUGGCCAUGCAGCUCCUGCACUCCGAGUGGGAGUACGUGUCGACCCUGAACCAGCUCAGCGACAGGUACAAAGCGCCGCCAGCUCACCUGACGCCCGGAGAGCCGCAGCAGACGCACGCGAGGUUCGUGGAGCGGCUCCUGCAGCGGCACGUGCUCUUCAGGGACACCCUGCAGCAGAGACUGUCCGCCGAGCACUGGAAGUCUCUGGUCGGCGACAUCCUGGUGCAGCUCAUCGGCCACAACGACACAGCUUUUUCAGACAUGUAUCUCGGAUACACGACGACCUUGGCGUCGUUCCUCUCGCUCGAGUUCAACCGGCUGAGUCGGCGAGGGAAAAGCCUCCAAACGCAGAGCGGCCAGACCGAGAGAGACGAAGUGAAGCUGCUCUCUCUGCUGUUGGCUCCCGUUGCUCGGAUUCACAGCUACCUGAGCCACAUUCAGAGCCUGCUGCAGUGGACCGGUAAGGAGCAUCCCGACUGCAGCCUGCUGCUGGGGUCUGAGAGCGCGCUGAGGAGCGUUCUGUCCCGCUGUCACGUGAUCUUGGAGGAGGAUGUUCGAUGGGAGGAAGACGAGGAAGCCGGGCAAAGCGCCCCCUGUGACGCCACGUCCUCUGGAGGCCGCUGCACGAGGAGCCAGCAGAUAAGAGCGGAGUCCAGCUCUGCUGCCCAGAGAGAAGUCCAGCCGGCUGCUCCCCUCACCAACGGGGUGGAUGGCGGUCAGUCCAUGCGCCUGGAGUGCUGGUCCUGCAGCCCGGUGAGGAGGAAGGGCUUCCUGAGAGACCGGGCCGCCCUGAGGCAGCCAGUCUGCCACUGCGGUCACGCGUGCUGCUCUCUGCUCCCUCCGGACGUCGCAGGAUGGGGAGAAAACAGCGACUCGGGUCAGGGCACCUUCAGCCAGCCCACGGUGAAGUCCACCAACGACCCGGAGACGACGCACGCACACAGCGAGACGGACGACACCUCCGCCUUCGACUACUCCUCCGUCACCUCCUGCAGCCCGGACGGCACCCUGCGGAGGGAGGCGAUGGACACCAACAGCGGGGAGGACGACGACGACGAGGAGGACAGCCAGGUGCCCGUGCUGCUGAAGCCCUCGUUCAGCCGGCAGGAGCAGCCGGCGCCGGCGGGGGAAACCAGAGGCAGAACUGUGUGCGUGAGGUGGCAGGUUCCCAGAUUUACCCCUCACCCUCCUAUCAGGAGCCCCGCAGGACCGUAUGUGGACGGGCCGACGCCUUGCCUCAUCAGCUCCUUUGGGAAGAGGUUGGUCAGCCUGAGGACAGGGUCGCCUCCUCCACAUCUGAAAAGUGCCUUCAGGCCCAUCUGGGACGAUCCAUCCAAGCAGGCCGAUUCCGCUCCGGAGAGAGACAACAGACCUGCUGGGUUUGUUCCACUUCCAGCUCCAGGUCCAGCGAGGAACAACUUCCAAGCUUUCGCUCCCAGCAGGGAAAUCCUGAGGCCGGCGCUUGCUCAGCAGCGAGCUGUGGACGGGGGGGGACUGUGGGACAGUGAGGACAGCGAGGGACCCUGCAGCACAGUUUGACUUUUUAACAAGAAAAACAAAAAUUGAAAAGCAAAACAUCUACACCCUCUUUAUUUGAAUAAAUCCAUUUGCGAUG